Coprinopsis cinerea okayama7#130 is the source of this 1378-nucleotide messenger RNA. RefSeq lists its product as hypothetical. The coding region runs from base 173 to 1378 and encodes 401 amino acids. Lineage: Eukaryota; Fungi; Basidiomycota; Agaricomycetes; Agaricales; Psathyrellaceae. The transcript has 7 exons. The record is from RefSeq and is a predicted model, not a curated record.
CGAUUUAAACGUGCCUAACCUCGUGUCACGACCAAAGUACGAUAAAUCCAACGAUAUUGGCCAACUUUCCCCGCUCCACUCCUCGAAUAUCUCUAUACCUCUCGAGUUCCGUACUUUCUCCACCACUUCACAUCCCUGAAUCCAAUCACCACUCGGUCGAUUGUGGGCUGCCAUGGCAUACGUUCAGUACUCUCAACCUAUUGGACAGCCAGCAUGGGGUGCAGGACAGAUGCCUGGGUAUCCAGGUGCAUUAGCAGCUCCAGCCUUCCAGCCGCAGCCCACUUGGGGUGGCCUUGACUUCUAUCGCGCUCAUGCCCCGAGCAACUACAAUGACCCAUCCCUCUUCAACCAUGCAUGGGACAGGGUGCGUCAGUUUGACGCCGCCACGGCAGGAGGCCUGGGUGUUGGGAUCCAUGAAGCAAAGCACUGGCAUCGUCGAGCGUAUGGAGGAAUGCCUGAGCUAGCCCAUCUUGGGCCAGCAGAGGUUGGACAUGCAGCUGCGUAUGAGGCCUAUCGAAAUUGGGUACGCAACCAAUCCAUGUACGACACUCUCGGUCCGGACAUUGAAAGGCAAAGGGAAGGACUCAUCGGAUUGGCUGUAGCUGAGGCGGGUCGCUUACUGAGCUUUGCUGGGCGUUCGAUGGACCAUUAUGCGCGCUCUGCCGCAUCUGAUGCUGCCGCUCAUACCGCAUCAUACAUUUUCUAUCAGAGACGACGGGAUGACGAGUAUUACCAUCACCGCGGAAGAUCUCGGUCAAGAGGUCGCUACGAUCCUGAGUGGGAUGAGCUAGAUGAACCGUACCGGUACGAAGACGAUCAUGAGACCCUCGAUCCUUACCACCGCGGGCGGUCGCGUUCCCGUCAUCGAUCUCGUUCACGCCCACGGUCCUACUCGGCACAUGCCCACAUGCCCUACGAAGGCACCCCCUACCCUGGCACUCCAGGGGGAUUCCCUCCUCUUGGCGGCGCACCCUCUUACGCAGGCAGUCAUGGUGGUGGUCCUCUCCCUCCCCUCGGUGUCCCCUACGCAAGUAGCGGUGGCGGGAUCCCCCCUCCUCCACCUCUGACCUCUGGUGGUUAUUCAAGCGGCUAUUCAACUUCCGGUUACUACCCGCCACCCAACUCAGGAUACGGACCUCAGGGUGGCUACGGCAGUUACGGUGGUGCCUACCCAGCCCCCGGGAUGCCCAUGGCCGUACCUUUAGGCCACGCUGCAAGCAACAGCUCGGGAUAUUCUUAUGGCUCUCAACCGUACUCGACCACUGGAAGUGUUGUUGGGGCACCAACGGCAGGAGUACCCCCCCAAACUAUCGUCAUCCACAAGUCCAGGAGGCACAAGCAUCGUCACAGAUCGCGGUCUCGUGCAGGUUCUGAGUAA